Messenger RNA from Peronospora belbahrii, 348 nucleotides. Lineage: Eukaryota; Oomycota; Peronosporomycetes; Peronosporales; Peronosporaceae. The record is from the annotation of a GenBank genome assembly.
AUGGAGACUAUUACGUACAAGUUUUAUGAGAUUCAAGAUGAAGUAAAGAGGAUCAGUUUAAAGAUUCCUGAGAAGAUUCUAGGAGGACAGACUUAUCAUGCAUCGGAAGUACAUCAAUGGACGACAGACAUUUCAACACAGUGUCUGAAAGAGCUUAAAGACGUGGCGAACGGGUCCGCGGGAUUCAAAUACAUUGUGCACUGUACAAUUCUGCAGAAGCGAAAUGCCGGCUAUCACACCAACUCGUCGUGCUUUUGGGACGCGGAGCGUGACGGUAGCGUAUCAAUUCGAUGGGAAAACGCGACCAUGACCAGCGUGCUUACGGUCUACUGCGUCAGUCUCCAGUAG